GGCGGACGGAGAGAGCGAGCAGGCCCCCGAGCCCUUAACCGAGCGGCUGCGGCUCCUCCACGGCGAGCUGCGGAGGCGCGGCGUGUCCCAGGAGUCCUCUGCGCACUACUGCCAGCGCUUCUGCGAGAUGCUGCAAGCAGCAGACGAUUUUGAAAAUCCCGGGAGUUUACCAAUGGUGAGGAAGUCGGAACACUUGGCAUAAAUGGCAAUGGACAUGGACCCAAGUUUAGAAUGGAGUCAGCAUUUCAGUCUUUCCCUGCCGUCAACCUUUCCUCCCUACAAGCAAAUUUAUGCUGAGAAAUAAAAUGCUGCCAAGCAGACAACCCUCACCACUUUAUGCAAAUAGCUGUAAUCUUCUGCUGCCGGCAGCUCUAUGAGUCUUCCUUCACCCCUUGUUGUGCUUGAUAUUAUCCGGACGACCACAACCAUCCACCUUAUCCGUGUAAAGCUGCCCGACACCACAACAACCACUCAUCUCCCGGAGCGAACACACCUGCUACUGUUGCUCUUAAUACAGUAUGGUGAAAAAUACAAAGCUACUGAAGAACUCCUGCCUUUAAUGGAAGUCUAUCGGAUUUCUAUCCAAAGCUACACAAGUGCACGGCCUUACUUAACUACAGAAUGUGCUCACAUUAAUUUUCUACUUGGUCAGUUAGCAGUGAGCUGUUUUGAACUACUACUUUCACUUCCUGACAACAAGGUUCCCCAAGACGUUUGGCAGCAGCUUCAACAGACAUUACAGGAUUCCCACAGUGCAUUACUGGAAUUUGGAAAUAAUGAAUUGCAGCCACUUCUUACUAUUUCUAGAGAGGGUGGAGCUUGGAAAAAUUCAGUUCUACAGUGUAUUCUCUCCAAGCAGACAGCGCCAAUUGAAGAGGUGAACAAUUAUUUGAUGCAGGAGGGACCUACGUUUCUUGAGAUUCGCAUUAAACAUCUGAUGAAGACGGAACGCAAGUUUGAAGCAGCACUCCUUGCAAAGUGUUGUGCAGAAAAUGCAGAAUUUAACAGCAAAGGUGCUUUUCGACAAAUCUACCUCACUUGUCUCUGCACUAUGGGACCCAAUGAGGAGGCAGCAAAAGAGAUUGCACGUGUUGACUGCAAGGAAGUGCUGGAUAUUAUCUGUAACUUGGAGUCUGACGGCCAGGACAGUGCUGCGUUUGUCCUAUGUACAACGUUCCUAACCCAUCAACUGCAACAGGAGAGUGUCUAUUGUUCUUGGGAGCUCACCCUAUUCUGGAGCAAGUUGCAGCGGAGAAUGGAUCCAUCUUUGGAUUCCUUCCUGGAGCGCUGUCGCCAGCUUGGUAUUAUUGCAAGAACCGUGUACCACAUAUUCUUCCUUAUAAAAGUUAUCCAAUCUGAAGCUGAAGGAGCUGGUCUCCCAAUUUCAAUCGAGCUUUGUGUCGGAGCCCUCCGUAUUCAGUCUAAUGAAAAUGCAGAGAUGAAGAUCUCCAUUUGCAAAACCAUCGCCUGCUUGAUGCCAGAUGAUCUUGAAGUGAGGCGUGCUUGUCAGCUCACUCAGUUCCUGCUGGAGCCCACAGUGGAUGCAUACCGUGAAGUGGAAAGGCUGUACAAGCAACCGGAUCAGAAAUACGAUGAGGAAAACGGCCCUAUCCCCAAUUCGUUGCACUGUGAACUCUUGUUGGUUUUAAAAGCCCACUGGCCUUUUGAUCCAGAGUUUUGGGACUGGAAAACUCUGAAACGACACUGUCGGGGGCAUUUGGGAGAGAAGGCAGUUGCCAUUUCGGAAGAUGAACUCAGUGAAGACGAAGCAGAUGGUAGUAAUGAACUCUUUGAUCAAAUGAGUAAAAUACCAGAGACGAUAAAGAAUGAAAGGGAGAAGGAUGGAGAAGUUGUCAAAAAGAAGGAGAAGGUGAUGUCUGAACGGUAUUACAGGUGGCUUCAAAAUAUGUUCUUCUGUGUGCUGUGCAAGAAAGAUUAUGUUGUCGCUAGAAUGGUGCACCAUGCGAAGACGCACGUUAGAGAUGGGAUAUUUUCUUGCCCCGUUUGUGCAAAAAAGUUCAAGAGAAAGGAACAGUUUACGCCGCAUGUAAAAGAACACAUCAAGAAACCGAAGAGAGAGAAGAAACAGAAGAAGAAAUCAGAAGCAGCUGAGAAACCACUGCCUCUGGCAUCAAGCAUGAAUGCUCCCACUAAGCCGCAAGCUCGUUUAGAUGAUGCAAGGAGUUCUGUUAAAAAGGAGAUAGAAGAAAAUGACUACAUAAUCUUCAGCGGAGCAGACUCCGUGGACGAAGAACAAGGUGAUGUGCCCAAGCCAGAAGUGAGUGAGGCUGUCGUUACACACUGGACGGAAAGUUACCCGUGCCCAGGCACAGCCUGCUCAAGAUCCUUUAAAUACUAUAAGAAUCUCACUGCCCAUUUGAAGAAUGAUCACUUGGACAAUGAUGAAAAUGUAAAGCACUUCCUGGAGAUGAAUAACAGAAAGGCCCUAUGUAAGUACUGCCGACGCCAUUUUGUCAGCGAUUACCACCUGAAAGCCCAUCUGAAGGUCCAUUCUGGAUUGCAGCCCUACAUUUGCAUUCAGAUGAACUGUAAUGCGAGCUUCCAGGCCUUCGCUGACCUCGUGAAGCACAGAAAACAGCACAAGGAGUUCCGAUCCAAGUGCACGUUCAAAGGUUGCAACAAAGUUUUCAGUGGUUCUUGCUUACUGUAUCACCAUGAAGCUCAGCAUUACAGGGAAGCAGCCUACUCCUGCAAUUUAUCGGGCUGCAAGAAGUUCUACUUCUCCAAGAGUGAGUUCCAAAGUCACUUGCUGACGCAUGGUUUAUCGAGUCUCGAAGAAUUUGAGGCCAGGGUUCUGAAAAAAGGUGGCUCCACGGAGGGUGUGGUGGACAUUGGGUCUAAGCUUGUGACCGCAGAGGAGAAGCAAUGUCAUGUGGUUGGUAGCGGUGCCGAAACUGUACAUGAGAAAGUGCGUGAAAGUGCUGAAAACCCUUCACAAAGUUGCAGCUACUCGGUGCCUCAAGAAGUAAAAAAGGAAAAAGAAGAGUAUAAUCCAGGUGGUUCUUACUGUGCUACAAGUCUGGGUGCUGACAGGACAGAUUCAGCCAACAAGGGUAAGCCUGAAUAUCCUAAUCUCCAGGGUGUUUAUUCUGAAAACUUGCUUGUGCCAUUAGAAAAGUUAGCAUCCUUUAAAGAGCUGAGUGACAUUGAGGAUAUGAUGAAGGCAGCCACACUUCAUCCUGAACUUAAUAGGACCUUAGCCAAGCACAAAAUCACCCCUAAUGGUGCAGACAGCUUGCCGACUGUAAAUCAGCAUUCUUGCGGUAUCGAUGGAUGUAUCAUGAUGUAUGCCUCGACAAAGGACCUGAAGAAACACAUUAAGGUAGCUCAUCCAAAUUACUAUAAAGCCAAGAAAAGGAUUGAUAAGCACAGCAGAAGUGUGGUGAAAGUUUCUGCUACAGAUCAGGACAAAGUUAAAGCUGAGGUGGAACAACAACCGCUGCUCCCGUCGCAGGGGCAGGAAGGCCAGUCAGCGGCAUCUGCUGAUGAACUUUGUGAAAAUAAGAACGUGUCACUCAAAGCUCAGAGAGUUAAAAAGCCCAAGAAUAACAGGAAUGCCAAGUGGCCGGCUAUUUUUAAGGAUGGUAAGUUUGUGUGCUCUCGAUGCUUCAAGGAAUUUUCAAAUCCCAAAUCGCUUGGGGGCCACCUCGCUCGCAAAAUAAAAUGCCCGCUGCUGACAGAGAGCAGUUCAGGCACAAAUCCAAUAAAGAAGCGUUAUGAGGGGCGUCCUCCAGGUCGUCCCGCUCAUGUUUCUGAAGUACCAACUCUGGAGGACGUGGUAAGGGCCCUGCAAAAGCUGCAGCUGAAUAAAUCGGAAGCAGUUCCCAAUGAAGUGAUGGUGUGUAGCUCUACCUUGUCGUCACCUUUGAUAGAGCCGCUGCCUCCGCCUCCGAUCUCUGCCGCCGAUGCUUCUAUGUCCAAGCCUUUAGCUAAUGCUUCCCAAUCACAGACACGCUCACGCGAGCUCUUCCAAACCGAUCCAUCUAAAGAGGACCCGGGGGUCAUUAAGCCUUUUGUUUGUGAUUACGAAGGUUGUGCCUUUAAGGCGAUGACCAAAGAUGGCCUCAUUAACCAUUAUGUUAAAACCCACAAGUACUCCAAGGACAAGGUGCUUCAGUUAAGCCGGUUUCAGCUCAGGUUCGCACCGUUCAAAUGCCACAUCUGCCUAAGAACGUUCACAAGAAAAACUAAUCUCAGAACUCAUUAUAAACAAAUGCAUAGGUUCAGUAAAGAGGACAUGCAGAAAGGAAAGUUCCCCUAUAUAAACUGUGUUUCUGUUCCUAGCAAUACAACUCCACAGCUGGCUGUGCCAAAUAUAUUAAUUAAAACUGAGAAUGACAGUCCCCGCCUAACUGAAGAGAAAUUAUGCAGCUCCCAGAAUGUCACUGAAAGGCUGAGCUUGUCUCAGGAUACGGCGCCAAUUAAGAUAGAAAAGGGCUCUCUUUACCCUGUGACUGUUCCUUACCAGACUAAAGACUUUAAUUUAUUUGGAGACGAUGAGCACGCACAGCUUGGCACAGUGAGCGGAAGCUGGCGCCAGACGGGAAGCGACUCUGAAAACACAAUGAAUGAGUCCUUCACGACAGAAGUUGAAUGUUCUGAAUCUGCAGAAUCUUUGAAGUCUGAGGAGAUGCAUCUGAAUGGCAGCAUGGAAUCCAGUUGCAUGAUGCCUGACAGUGCAGAUGAUUCUGAGUCCAAGGAAGAAGGUAGAGGAAGUCGGAGAAUUGGCACUAAAAGUAAUCUGUGUUAUAUGCUGAACAAAUACCACAAACCUUACCACUGCAUUCACAAGGGCUGCUCUGCGGCAUUCACUGGGCAACCAAAUUUGAUACGCCACUACCAGACGGUGCAUCAGUAUAACCGAGAGCAAAUGUGUUUGGAAGAAGAUCAAGGAAACGCCAAGAAAGACAGUACCAAAGUGAAGAAAAUCUUCAAGUGCAAGUUUGAAGGUUGCACCAAACGCUUCCAAUAUCCUAGAGUGCUGUUGAGACACUACAGUGAGAUUCACAAGCUUGCAGGUGGUGAAACAGCGAAGUACCCUUGUAAUCAGCCAGACUGCAUGUCCUCUUUUAACAUGUAUGGUAACCUUAGACGCCAGCCUGCUGACCUGCAGUUUAAGUGCAGCAUAGAUGGUUGUAGCCGUACUUACACUAUCCGUUCCAGUUACCUGCGCCACGUCCAAAGACAGCACAAAGCCCAUUACAAGUCGAUACUGCUGAAGCCGCGCAAGAACAGUAACUAUGACCGUAAGCUGAACUUGGAAAGGUGCAAUCAGGACUGCUUCAUCGACAGCGAAGCCAAUGGCUCCGCUUCAGCUGACAAGCCCGGUUUGCGGCUGAUCAAGCAGGAACGGCUCACCGACGAGGAUAGCUGCAGCUCCGCAUUGCCGCACGCGCCUAACUUGGGUAGGAUCAGUGGAGAGCAUCUGUCCGACGAAGGAGGCUGCGAUUCCGAAUCCGAAGCAGAGCCCAAUUUCGAAAAUUAUAAGAAUCUUGACCCGUAUGGUUCGGCACUGAAAGCUGAGUCGAACUUGGAAGCUCGCAGCCACGGGGAUAUUAAAAGUGAAGCUUGCAGCAGAAAAGCAAAAUUGGAACCGGAUAUAAAGAGGAGUCUAUCAGAUAAUCAUUCCGAUGACUCAAAUGACUCGUCGCCACAGGAUGAAGACUGUGAGAGAAAUGCAUCCUCCAUGGCUUACAGUGGUUCCUCAGUGGAUGAGUAUGAUAAAGAAGGAAGAAAAUCAGGCCGGUGUCGGGAUUAUUCAUUGAAGAGUACAGACCAUGGAUUUGCAAUGUGUAAAAAUGAGGUUUUAAGAGAUCAGUUUCCAUGCAUGGUCGAUGACUGUCAGACUGUUGUACUGAGCCGGCGCAGUGUCUUGAGGCACUACAAGAUACUUCACAAAAUGACUGCUAAAUAUAUUGAGCAGAACUGUAAUACACUUCUAGUGUGCAAGAAAUAUUCUGAUACGUCACGUGAGAAGGUGGGGUGUGAUUCUCCAGCUCCUCCCAAAAAAGUGUUCUCUGAGCAGAUUGAGGACGCCCCAGGUUGCAGCGUUCUCCGGCAACAAAAUGGUGAGGUGCCGCUGAAAACGGAGUUCAAAAUUGAACCUGAUGACGUUGGAUCAGGGCUGCAGUUACAGAACUGCGGUGUGGCAAACGGCAACGAUGCUUUCCCUGGCGGUGGAAACGUUCUCUUUCCUGGGAAGUCGGUAAACAGCAGUCUCGCCCUGGGGAUAGCAAACAGAGGUCCAGGCUUCAAGGAAAAUGAUGCGAAUCGGGCCUUUCUGCCUAAGAACGGAGGAGUAAUUCCAAACAUCGUGAAACAAAGUGGCACCCAAAAUGGCUCCCUGUUCCCCAAACUGAAGCAGCCUUUGAAAAGAAAAUUUGAAAUGGACGGACAGUCGCAGAGAACUGACUCCACGUAUUUGCCUCAGGGCUCGCUUUUCGGCACCAAGGAGAGCCAACAGAGCCAAAACGCUCAGCAGAAACCAUUUGACUUAACCACAUACAAACCUAUAGGCUUUGAAGCCUCGUUCUUGAAGUUUAUCCAAGAAAGUGAAGACACUGAGAACGACCUUGAGGAGUCGUGGCAUUGGGAUCCCCCAAAGCGAUGCAAAAAAUUUGCUUCACACCAGAGGGAGUCGGGCGUUAACACUGGAUCAAAUGAAUCGACAGUGGAAAACUGUACAGGGUGCAUUGCAGACUGUGAUAAAAGUGACUCUACAGUGCAUAACAGUUUUGCAGCUAUCGAGCCCCUAAUUUCACAAGGGUCGACUCCAUCUUUGGAGAACUUACGAACGAUAUUGGACAAGGCGUUGACAGACUGUGGAGAUCUUGCCUUAAAGCAGCUUCAUUUCCUUCGACCUGUGGUAGUGCUGGAAAGGUCUGAGUUUUCCACUCCCCUACUAGAACUGUUUCCAACAAAAAAGAAUGAUGAACUCUGUGUGGGAAGUUCAUAGGACUAUUUGUAUCUAUUUUGCAAACUUAAAUCACCAUACUGUAACCUAUGUAGAGUGAUAAAAGCAGUACUGCAGAGAAUAAAAAAACGAGUACACCUGGGGCUUCCAUUUGGGAAAUGAAACCUUGGUUUGUUCUGGUUUUGUGCAUGAUUGUGUGUGUGUGUGUGUAUACGAACAAGUAUUAGGGUACUUAUCGGGGAUUAGUAGUUCUCACGAAGAACUUGAAUGUGCACAUACUGGUGCUUUUCUGUAAUAUACUGUACACUACAUCUCCUUUAUGUAUGGGUUUUGAGAUAGUACGCUGUCAAUUAAAUGGCAAUUUUUCACAAAAAUCAUUGUACUGAUGGAUUUGUACUAUAAUUCAAAUUGUAUUGAUGCUUUUCAAAAGCAUCACUUGCCUAGUUUGUGGGCAUCAAAACAGUUAUCAAUAAACAAAAGGAAACUACUUUUAUUGCAGCAGAGCUUUAGCUAUAACCCAUUAUGGUUUUCUCUGAAAUAUUCUUGUAAUUAUGUAAGAAAUCUAUAAUUGGAACAAGUACUGUGGCUGAUUUAAUUUUUGAUGAACUAACUCCACUUCGACGUGACCUUCUUCACAAGUUGACUGAAAUGUGAUCUUAAAAUUGGCUCCAGGAAGAUUUUUUUUUGCUGUCAACGGAGUUCUCUCUUUGAGUGUACGACUAUGUAGCAUACCUUCCGUUCUGGAUUUUGUUUCAAAGAAAGGACCAAAUCACGGCAGUAUUUUCCUGUGUAUAUUUUAAUUACUUAAUCCAUCCUAACAACAUAGAUUUUAACCUGGAAGGUAAAUGAUAACUUGGUGUAUGUAUUUGGAGAUGGUGAAAUAGGAAAAGAAAACAUUGUUUUAGAUAUUUUGAAAUAAUGCGUUACUCAUAUAACAAAGUUUUUGCAAAGAAAUUUGGAAUGUCUGUUUCAGUCUGAAUAAACCUAGAACAUUUUGGCCAAUAUGCUAUAAUUACCUUUCUAGUAAGAUUUGUCAGUGACACUUGACUGACACUGAAUGCAUAGUCAUAGCAAAACAUACUUGAAUGGACCCUGGGAAGCACCAAAGAGGGCUUGUGACAUGACAUUUAAGUCUCUAAUCAAGUUUUGAUCAUUUCUGCAGUAGUCCACGUACUCCAUAAAUAGUUACCAUAGGGCUUACUAAGGUAGGUUCAUCUUGUGGACCUUUGAGUCAGUGUGCUAUUUGUUCUAUAGAAAUUUGUUGCUUUUAGAAUCUUAUCUGUGUUUUGUGAUUUCAAAAGACAGUGGAAAUCCACAUUUAAACCAGUUUAGUACUGCCUGUAGGCAUAAGUAUUUCCUGUACGUAUGCAAGAAUUUUCAUUCAACGACAGUGGGGAUGGUGAAGGAGAGGGCCCCUGGGAGUGCCGUCAGUUCCUUAUUAAAAGCAAGAUGUCACCUGGAUAUCCCCAAGAGACUCUUAGUCCAAGAUUUAUAGCCCGUGUUUACUCUUUAAAAACUAAGAUGAAAAGAAAAUGCAUAAUUUCCUUCAAAGAGAUAACGUAAACUGAAGAUUUAGAUACAACCUUUUUGUUUUUGUUUCUUGGUUAUAAUGUGGUAUUCACUUUGUAAUUAUACAAUUUUACUUUUUUCAGUACAAGUUUGACUGGAAUUCCAUUUUUAUCCUCGUUUGUAAUAACUUGUCAAUUGAGCUGUUAAAUUUCUGUUCAGUUGUAAGGCAGUUGCAGUGUUGCAUUGGAUCAUGGUUUAAAAUCCAUUUUAAUACAAUGCAGCUCAAAAGAAUAUAUAUACGCACACUUAAGUUUUGAUGAGCAUAACUAAUAGACCUGAUAGUAUCUGUCCUAACAUGCUUGUUCUGUUCGCAGUUGUGUAGCCUGCUUGUAAUGAAUUGUAGAAAGUUGUAACUGAAUGUAUUCAUGUUUGUGCCACAAAGUUUCAUCCAAAAUGUAAAUGGAAAGGUAAACCUCGCAGUGAAGAGUAAAACAGUUUAAACAAGAUUUUUCAUUCUAUGUGAAAACUGAACGAAGCUCUUUAUUUUGCAACGCUUUAAAUAACAUUGUGACUUGCUUUAGGCCGACCUCUCUUCACCUUUCCCCACCAAAUGGUUGAUUGCUGGGAACUUGUCAAUUUUAGCGAAUUUGCUGUUAAUAAACACCAUGCAAAGUUCAACAAAUCUGUUGUACAAAAUAGAGCGAACAGCGGUUGGAUAUCUGACUGUAACCUUUUUGGGUUAAUUCAGCUGGUGGUACUUUGCUUUCAACAACUUGAGCUUGUUGGGAAGAAGCACAAGGGGAAAUUAAGGACACAAGAGGUACCGCAGAUGCUGGAAAUCUGGAGUAAUACAGGCAAUGUCCUGGAGGAGCUCAGCAGGUCAGGCAGCAUCUAUGAAUGAG
Mobula hypostoma (lesser devil ray) is the source of this 9345-nucleotide messenger RNA. RefSeq names its product RLF zinc finger (gene rlf). The record is from RefSeq and is a predicted model, not a curated record. The coding region runs from base 374 to 6976 and encodes 2200 amino acids. Gene Ontology annotation, cellular component: nucleus. NCBI's taxonomy places the organism in Eukaryota, Metazoa, Chordata, Chondrichthyes, Myliobatiformes, Myliobatidae. The transcript is spliced from 9 exons. Gene Ontology annotation, molecular function: DNA binding; DNA-binding transcription factor activity, RNA polymerase II-specific. Gene Ontology annotation, biological process: regulation of transcription by RNA polymerase II.